AAAGAGAAAAAGCAGCUGGUAGUAUGAAGAAAGCUUUGGGUUUUAUUAGUCUUUUUCUUAUUUCUUUUUUUCUGCUUUAUGUAGUUCUAUGGAUUGAUGUCUCUGAACAGUGGAAUGGAAUUAAAGGAAAAGUGGUGUGGUCAAAAUCUCUUUGGAGAGAAACUUACCAGCAUGCAGAUAAUACACCAAUUUAUAAAUCCAUCGUAACUUCUGCACUGAAUUUAUCAUUGCCUGGAGCUACAAAUCUCUAUGACCUUGAAGACAACACAACGCCUAUUCCAAUUCUUUAUAAGAAGAAUUUUACAAAAUUACCUGUGUGGGAUUUUGAAGAUAUUUAUUUGCAAGAUCAUGAAGCAAGAAAACCAAUCUGUUCAGAGUCCAUUCACAACACUAAGGAUCCCAAGUUCAAGAAAGCUUUUCUUCCCAACAUUCAACUAUGGCUGUACAGAGGUCAACUCAACGUAUCAGAAUGGAAUAGAUUAGCACACUUCAACAAUCCAUUCGGCUUUAUGGAGUACAAAUAUGAUGAGAUAAGAGCGGCAAUAGAUUUGAUUCCAAAGCCCAAAUCUUCAACAUUACUGCCAGUGCUUGAAAGUGCAAAAGAUGGUUGUAUCUGCUGUGCUGUUGUGGGUUCGGGUGGCAUUCUCAAUAACUCAAAGAUGGGCAAAGAGAUCGACUCCCAUGAGUAUGUGUUUCGAAUGAAUGGGGCACUUACGAAAGGUUAUGAGGCGGAUGUUGGAAAUAAGACCUCAGUCUAUGUGCAUACAGCUUAUUCAUUGUAUUCCACAAUUCAUAGGUUUCAUCAGCUUGGCUAUGACAGUAUUCCACAAGAUGAGGGCAUCAAAUAUGUUAUGAUCCCUGAGGGCCUGAGAGACUUCCAUUGGCUCCAUGGCCUACUAGAGGGGAAAAUGGCUACAGGAUUCUUUAAGGGUGUGAGGCCACUGAGUUUCUUCAAAGGCCAUUUCAAUGAGAAUAGAUUUUAUGUUUUACAUCCAGAUUUUCUCAGAUAUAUUCGCAACAGAUUCAUGCCAUCCAAACAAAUGCAAGGCAAUACCUGGGCAAUGUACAGACCAACCAAUGGGGCAUUUGCUUUGUUCUUGGCUCUACACACAUGUGACAUUGUGGAUGCCUAUGGAUUUAUUACAGAAGACCAUCACAAGUACUCUAACUAUUACUUCGAAAAGUUUAAAAAAACAAAUGUCAUUUUCUAUAUUAACCAUGACUAUAACCUGGAGAUCAAGACUUGGAAAGAACUGCACGACACUGGAAUUAUUAGACUCUACCAAGGACAGAAAAAUACAUAG
Messenger RNA from Paramisgurnus dabryanus, 1304 nucleotides. Lineage: Eukaryota; Metazoa; Chordata; Actinopteri; Cypriniformes; Cobitidae. The record is from RefSeq and is a predicted model, not a curated record.